Ictalurus punctatus (channel catfish) is the source of this 2657-nucleotide messenger RNA. RefSeq names its product transmembrane protein 198 (gene tm198). Gene Ontology annotation, cellular component: plasma membrane. The transcript has 5 exons. Lineage: Eukaryota; Metazoa; Chordata; Actinopteri; Siluriformes; Ictaluridae. The record is from RefSeq and is a predicted model, not a curated record. The coding region runs from base 482 to 1501 and encodes 339 amino acids.
AACUUGGCCUGUGUCUGCCUGUGUGUGUGUGUGUGUGUGUGUGUGUGUGUGUGUGUGUGUGUGUGUGUGUGUGUGUGUGUGUGUGUGUGUGUGUGGCAGAUGGCCACGCGGUGAUGUCAGAAGUUGUCAGAUGGUGAGGGUUUCUCUGGACGCGGAUUUAAAUGUGAACGCGUGUGAAAGCUGUUGUCUGGCCCGUUUUUAUCUUUAUAGCCGGUUGUUCAUACAACCACCGACACCUUUUCAUAAUCCUCUACACUUUCUUGGAAAAACAAAGUUUAUAACUCGUGUUAUAACUCCUAACUCGGACUUCGCUUGAGGGUGCUUUGGAUCUCCAGAUUUGCAUUUGGACUAAGGAUUGUACAACGAUAUGUAAAGAACAAUAUACUCAUUCCCUGUAGAGAUGUACAAGGAUGACAUGUACACAUUUCCCGUGAGAGGCUAAUUUUUCAUUUUGAGUCAGACUGUGAGCGCUUGAGCCAGAAUGGCUGACCCCUCUAUGUUGGUGACAGAGGGAGUGAUGCCCACACUGGCGUCAACAGACAGCUGUGUUCUGGAGGUCAGGAAGAAGUACGAGGUCAUUCCUUCAGUAGCAUGCACCAUGUGCUUUAUACUCGGAAUUGUCUACUGCUUCUGUGGGUACCGCUGUUUUAAAUUGGUGAUGUUCCUGUCUGGGCUUUCAUUCGGGACUGGCAUAGGCUACCUGCUAUGUCUCCGGGAGCAGCUGAUGGACUCGCCGCUGGACCCGGAGACACGGGCAGGCAUCUCUCUAGGUAUUGGCUUACUGGGAGGACUGGUGAGCAUACUGGUGCGCUGUGUGGGUCUGUUCCUCACUGGUCUCCAACUGGGCCUGCUGUUCUCCAUCACCGCUCUGCUGACAGCAGGACAGUAUUACCCCAUCCUCAGUCCUGUAUGGGUACCUGCAGGAACAGUGCUUGGAACUGGCAUAUUCUUCGCUGUGCUCACACUCUGCUGGCAGAGAAGCAUGACCAUGGUGGCUACGGCAACGCUGGGUGCUGCCAUCAUCAUGACAUGUAUGGAUUACUGCAUGGAGACACCAAUGAUGGCGUGGAGGGCAUAUGUGGGGCUGCAGAAGGACCAAGAAAAGGUGCUGUGCUGGUACAGUUGGGUGAUGUUGGGCAUCUGGCCUGGAAUAGCAGCUCUGGGAAACCUGGUGCAGCGUAAAUUCACUGCCAAAGGAAUGUCACACUCUGAAGUGAUAGCGAGUGGUAAACAGAAGCAACUCCAGCUGAUGAAGAUCAGACAGGUGGAUGCACGCCGGCGUCCAGAGGGAAAAUAUCGCCGCAGACCUCCACUUCUCAAACGAUACACAGGAGAUGUGCUCGCUCCGAGCUACCUGGCGAACCUGCGUGAGAGGCAGAUGAGCACGGGCUCGUCUGUGAGCAGUCUGAGUACUGUCUACCACACCAUGAUCGACUUUGACUUUGAGACUGGAUCCAUGGUGCCUCUCACACCCUCCUCACCUGCUGCGAUUAGGGUGUGAAUGAACUCAGAAACCUGCAUGCACGGACACUUGUGUACACACACACACAAACACACACGCUUGGGAAGAGAGCUCAAUAGAGCUCAGUGCCGACUGAGGUAAACAGACUGGAUGAGUGCUCUAGAGAGAGUGUGUGUUGACAACAUGGACUCUGAGUUGAAAAUAAUAAAGUCUGUGGAGUUUGCUGAACACUGGAUCUUCUCAGGAAUUCAGGGUGCAUGACUACAAAUAAAACCACAAAUACUCUAAAACUCUAACUCAAUACUUUUAAGACAACCCUUUUAGCAAUAAGUAUUAGGAAGGCACUAAUUUGUGUUCAGCUUUAAAUGUCAGACAUGAAACAAAACAAUUCUGACCAAUCCUGCCUGCUCCCACAGUUAUUUUUGGUUGUAUGUACCCACAGUGUUCUCUAAUGAACUUAAUUGGAUAUAUUUCCACAAAAUAUAAAUAAGUUAGUGAUUUAGACCACGGCAAGCAUGGCCAGGAUAAACAGUAACUAAAGAGGAAUGAAUGAAUGAAUGCAGUAAACAUGUAGUCUAAUGCCUCACAAGCACGACUCUACAUCCAUUACAUUCCUCUGUUAAUCGACAUGGCCUUUCUUUGUCCCGCAAGCUUCAUAUCUGACUUCCUGCUCCCACCUGCAUGAGAGUGAAAACCACCCACUCCCACAAUUUUUAGUCGGGCACGUCGGAUCCCGGCACACCACGAAGGAUGCUUUCACACCUAUUAGUCUAUCGGCCGAGUCCAAAUCAAGGCAAAAGUUAUACUGUUGGUUCACGUGCUGUUUGGUUUGGUUUCAAAAUGCACAUAUUUAAACAAUUUUUUUAAUUUUUUUUUUUUUUUUAGAAAAAGACGACGCUGAGGGACAUGUAGGGCUGAAAAUGGAAAAAUAUACGGAUUAAACACUGCAUUAAGGUGAAAGCACCCUAAUCCUAGAAUUUUACUACACACUCACUAUCAAACAGCACAAAUUAUAUCUCUGACCUCAGCUGUGGAUAAGGUGCUUUAUGAUCGCAUUUAUUUGCUCUCUCGCUCUCGCUCUCUUGGGAACUGGUUACAUUUACACAACUGCCUUCCCUAAGGAUUGUAUUGCUGUACAGUAUGUACUACAUUAGAACAAUUUGUUUGCCACACAAAUAAAACCAUGCUAUUCAUA